Monascus purpureus is the source of this 624-nucleotide messenger RNA. The record is from the annotation of a GenBank genome assembly. NCBI's taxonomy places the organism in Eukaryota, Fungi, Ascomycota, Eurotiomycetes, Eurotiales, Aspergillaceae.
AUGCUCGAUCCAAAGUACGCCAAGUCCGAAUUCAUAUCUCGGGGACCUUUGGACCCGGCCGAAGCAAAAUGGGCAAGACUAGUCAAGACAACAUACCGCGAUCCUCUGGGCGUCGAGAGGACCUGGGAGUCUGGUGAGCGUCAGACCAGACCUGCAAACUGUCCCAUCGAUGGCGUCGGAAUCGUGACUAUCCUCAACAAAUCUACCGGUCCAGAACUUCUCCUGCAGAAACAAUAUCGGCCCCCGAUUGAUAUGGUUGUCAUUGAAGUCCCUGCCGGUCUCAUAGAUGCGAAUGAGACACCGGAGAUUUGCGCGGUGAGGGAACUCAAGGAGGAAACGGGCUACGUGGGUGUAGCGGAGACGACGAGUCCGGUUAUGUAUAAUGAUCCCGGGUUUUGUAAUACGAAUCUCAACAUGGUCCAUGUCCAUGUGGACAUGUCUCUGCCAGAAAACCAGAAUCCGAAGCCGCAGCUCGAAGAUAAUGAGUUCAUCGAGUGCUUUACCCUUCCGCUGGCCUCGUUGUUUGAGGAACUGAAGAAGCUUGAGGCGGAGGGCUAUGCGAUUGAUGCGCGUGUGGGGACAAUAGCGGAGGGCAUCGAGCUCGCCAAGAAGUGGCAUCUUUAA